Saccoglossus kowalevskii is the source of this 1673-nucleotide messenger RNA. RefSeq names its product 2-Hydroxyacid oxidase 1-like. Lineage: Eukaryota; Metazoa; Hemichordata; Enteropneusta; Harrimaniidae. Gene Ontology annotation, molecular function: oxidoreductase activity; FMN binding. The record is from RefSeq and is a predicted model, not a curated record.
AUAUGUGUUUGCGUUCCAAUGGCGGGGCAGACGAUGGUAUGUGUUGAUGAUUUUGAACGUUUUGCACAAAAGCACCUCGCAAGGAAUGUCUUCGAUUAUUACAGAAGUGGUGCAAAUCUAGAAGAAACACUGAAAGAUAAUAGAGAAGCGUUUAAAAGGUAUAAAAUAAGGCCCAGAGUCUUGCGUGAUGUGUCACACAGAAACCUUUCUACCACCAUACUUGGUGAAAAAAUUGACUUUCCUAUUUGUAUUGCUCCGACUGCUAUGCAGAAAAUGGCUCAUCCCGAUGGAGAGAUAGCAACAGCGAAAGCGGCUGCAAAAAUGAAGACUCUAAUGUGUCUAAGCUCCUGGGCCACUUGUAGCUUUGAAGAAGUUGCUGAAGCAGAUCCUAAUGGGCUAAAAUGGUUUCAAUUAUAUAUAUACAAAGACCGUGAAGCAACUGCACAGCUUGUAAGAAGAGCCGAAAAAGCUGGCUACAAAGCCAUAGCACUGACAGUUGACACACCUAUAUUAGGGAGACGAUAUGCUGAUGUUAGAAACAAGUUUCAAUUGCCUCCCCACCUAUCGUUAGCUAACUUUGACAACGAGGAUAAGCAUGCUACAGGUGUGAAAAGUACAAAUGACUCUGGACUGGCAGCCUAUGUGGCCUCAUUAAUUGAUCCAUCUCUCAACUGGGAACACGUGGAGUGGCUGAAGAGCAUCACCAAAUUACCCAUAGUAGUCAAGGGAAUUCUCACAGCUGAAGAUGCAUUGGAAGCAUUGAAUCAUGGUAUUGCUGGUAUACUGGUAUCUAAUCAUGGUGCCAGGCAGUUAGAUGGUGUCCCUGCUACAAUAGAUGUAUUAUCAGAGGUUGUGCAAGCAGUAAAUGGCCAGGUAGAAGUGUAUUUAGAUGGCGGUGUCAGAACUGGUACAGAUGUACUAAAAGCAAUAGCUUUAGGUGCUAAAUGUGUAUUUCUAGGUAGACCUGCUCUUUGGGGACUAGCUUACAAUGGAAAAGAGGGUGUACAACAAGUACUACAGAUUAUAAAGGAUGAAUUCAGUCUAGCGAUGGCCUUAUCAGGUUGCUGUACUGUCAGCGAUAUAAAACCCUCACUAGUAUCUCGACAUUCAUACGACUGGUGUAAGCUGUGAGACUCUCUUUUAUAGUGGCAGUUCAAAAGUUCAUCUCAGAAUCGUGGAAUGAAAGCAACGUACAUAUCAUUUUGUCGUCAAAUUAACAUUGGUGUGCUGGAUACAUCAAUAUGUUGUUGAAAAAGAAAUGAUUCCAACAAUAACAAUUAUUUUGUUUAUUUCUGAGCUGUGGAAAUGAAGAGUCGCUGAAUUCAACAGUGUGCGUGAAAAAUAUUAAAAACUGAAAUUAUAAAUAGAAUGGCAAACAAUCCUUUGAAGAGCUUGUCACUGUGUGAAAUAUUGCAGCUAUGACGGUAUGAGUGAUUGGAGAUUGUGAUAGAAAUCAAAUUAGCAAUAUUUAUAAGAUGGAAUAAGAUGUAUUUACAUGAAAAAAAAUUACAGGCUAUUCAAAUGGAAAGGAUAUGAUGUCAACGUAGGAAUAGUGUUGAAUGGUAAUUAUGUCACAUGUCUUAUUAACUAUGGAGUCAACAGUAUUAUCAUGUUUGAAAUAUAUCACCUUUAUACGUCUGUAUAAAUAUUAUUAUGACAUUGAUUUAUGUGAU